Molecule: messenger RNA, 1687 nt
Organism: Rubroshorea leprosula
Lineage: Eukaryota; Viridiplantae; Streptophyta; Magnoliopsida; Malvales; Dipterocarpaceae
Source: the annotation of a GenBank genome assembly
AUGGUCAUUUCAUUGGUGAUAGAACGACCGCUUGACUUGGAUAUGCAAACAUAAAGCAACAGACUAGCGACAUGGAAGGACUUGGGAACAAUAGAAUGGAGUCACAGCUUGUGUUCAUAGUAAGUGCCUGUCUGCUAGUAUCAGCAACUGCAAAUGGGGAGUAUCUGAGACCCCAACCUCGUAAAACCUUGAACUUGCCAUGGAACUCAGUGCCCUCUUCUCAUCCCCAGCAGGUGCAUGUAUCUUUGGCCGGAGACAAACACAUGCGAAUUACAUGGAUCACUUAUGAUAAGUCAGCUCCAUCAAUUGUUGAAUAUGGAACAGAACCUGGGAAAUACAACUUUAUAGUUGGUGGAGAGAGCAUCUCUUACACUUACCUAUUCUACAGCUCAGGACAAAUACACCACACUGUCAUUGGUCCUCUGGAAUAUGAUACUGUUUACUUUUAUCGUUGUGGGGGACGAGGUCCUGAAUUUCAAUUGAAGACCCCUCCAGCUCAAUUCCCAGUUACUUUUGCCGUAGUGGGUGAUUUAGGUCAAACUGGCUGGACUAAAACAACACUAGACCACAUUGACAAAUGCAAAUGUGAUGUGCAUCUGCUGCCUGGGGACCUGUCAUAUGCUGAUUUCAUGCAGCAUCUCUGGGACACUUUUGGGGAGCUGGUACAGCCACUUGCUAGUGCCAGGCCAUGGAUGGUAACUGAAGGCAACCAUGAAGAGGAGAUGAUACCACUGCUCAAGGAUGGAUUUCAGUCCUAUAAUGCUAGAUGGAAAAUGCCAUUUGAAGAGAGUGGAUCAAGCUCCAAUCUUUAUUAUUCUUUUGAUGUUGCAGGGGUUCAUGUUAUCAUGCUUGGUUCUUUUGCAGAUUAUGAUGCGUAUUCAGACCAAUAUAGCUGGUUGAAGGAUGAUCUUUCAAAUGUGGACCGUAAAAGGACACCUUGGCUAGUUGUGCUAUUUCAUGUGCCCUGGUAUAAUAGUAACCAUGCUCAUCAAGGUGAAGGAGAUGAAAUGAUGGCAGCCAUGGAACCAGUGCUUUAUGCUGCUGGUGUUGACUUAGUGCUUGCAGGUCAUGUUCAUGCUUACGAACGCACGACACGUGUUUACAAUGGAAUAUCAGAUCCUUGUGGUGCUGUCCAUAUAACUGUUGGAGAUGGAGGAAACAGAGAAGGUUUAGCACACAAGUAUAAGAACCCCCCACCUGAGUGGUCAGUCUUCCGUGAAGCAAGCUUCGGGCAUGGUGAGCUCAGGAUAGUGAAUUCAACUCAUGCAUUUUGGAGCUGGCACCGUAAUGAUGAUGAUGAGUCGGUGAGGUCUGACGAGGUGUGGAUAACCUCUCUGAUCGAUUCUGGAUGCCUUGUCAAGAAGAAUGAUGAACUAAGGAAGAUCCUCCUGGAACAGUAGAAUGGUCAUGUCUUGGGCUAUGGUUCAAAAUAUCUCACGUGUAAAUUCAAAACUGAAACCCUGUGAUGGUUAUGUAGAAUCUGUAAUAGCUGCUUGACACGAUGGAAUGCCUGGCCCCUUCAAGCAUUCGAUAGGCCAUUGUCACACGUGAAUAUGCAGAACCGUGUGAUGGGUAUGUAGAAUCUCUUGUUCUGUAUGAGUAUUUGGCAUUAUACUGUUUCAAAAGCUGUAACUUGCAUUUGUCCUGACCGUUGUGGGUGUAUACAGGAAGGCAAAUGUUAGAUUCU